GAGAGAGACUGGAGGAGAAGUGAGGGGAUAGGGUCAUUAGAGCAGGUAGUGGGGCAGGAAGAGAAGAGGAGCCUGGAGACUUCAUCCUCCGUUUUGGGCUCAUAAACUGAUGAAGAGGAAGUGUGGAACUUUUGGGGGACUGGGAGAGGAUUUUGUUACGAAUGUCAUCAAUUUUAGCUUUAAAGUAUGUGUCCAGGUCUUCAGCACAGAGAUCAGCGAUUGGUGUCUGCGCUUUUGGCCUAAGGAGAGAGUUGAAUGUGUUAAAAAAUAGUUUUCGGUUGUUAGACAAAGAGGAGACGAUGGAGGUGAAAUAAGAUGAAGAGCAGAGUAAUAGGAUUUUAGCACGAAUUUAUAGUGCAGAUGAAGUCUUAUCCUCGGCAACCACAAUCUUUGUCUGUUGGUUUAUAUUGUUUUGCACUGUGCCUUUAAGAAAUGUACAGUUAUUUGUUAGGAUGCAUGAUACAGAGUACCCAUGUGACCCUGAUUGCCUAAUGGGAGGCCCCCCCUAGCUAAGCCAUAAAUAGUGUAGGGGAGAAGGAGUUAUUCACUUUAGUCUUGGCCUAGUCCAAGAGCUGUGUGCAGAGCUCAGUGUGAGCUGCGGUGAGGAGAAGAGACAGCAGGAGUUUGAGGAGAUUUAAGGGAAGCCUAAAAUCAAUCUUCAAACAAGCUACUGCACAUUCUGCAAGUGUCUCUUGCCCAGGAGGAUUGAGAGAUUCCUAAUUGUGAGCAUAAUACCUGGUUUCUCCAAUCCAGGAUCCUCUGCUGAUAUCUUCUAUAUAAGAGAAUUCUCCUGGAUGACCCAUCAACCAUGGAGAGAGACAGGAACAAGAUGGCUGACAGGAUCAUAAACCUCACACUAGAGAUACUCUUCUGGAUAACAGGAGAGGAUUACUCAGUAGUGAAGAAGUCCUCUAGUGGGCGCUGUCGGGCCCCUGUGUUUGAAGAAUGGGGAAGAACCCUGAUCCCAAUCCCGGGGCCCCCACUUCACUCCCUGAUACAUGAGGAAAUGGAUGAACAGAAGAUUCUAGAACAUAACAAGAUGGUGGACCUGCUGAGUGGAGAGGUUCCUAUAAGGUGUCAGGACGUGGCGGUCUAUUUCUCCAUGGAGGAGUGGGAGUAUGUAGAAGGACACAAGGAUCAGUACAAGGAUCAGGUCAUGAUGGAGGAUCAGCAGCCCCUCACAUCACCAGUCAGAUCCAGUAAGAGAACAGCACCAGAGAGGUGUCCCCGUCCUCUUCUUCCACAGGAUGAUCAGGGACAAGAUCGGAACAAUAUUAAUGCUCCAGAGACAGAUGUGAGCGGUGAUGAGCAGUGUAAGAAGGACAUUCCUACAGGGAGGGAUCUGAUCUAUAUUAAUGGUACAGACAUAAAGGAAGACGAGACAGAUGUAAGCUGUGAUGAGCGGUAUAAGGAGGACAUUCCUACAGGGGAAGAUCUGAUCUAUAUUAAUGCUACAGUCAUUAAGGAAGAAGACGAGACAGAUGUGAGCGGUGAUGAGCAGUAUAAGGAGGACAUUCAUACAGUUGAAGAUCUGAUCUAUAUUAAUGCUGCAGACAUAAAGGAAGAACAAGAGACAGAUGUGGGUGUUGAUGAGCAGUAUAAGGAGGACAUUCCUACGGAGAGGUAUCUGAACUAUAUUAACCCUACAGACAUAAAGGUAGAAGAAGAGACAGAUGUGAGCGGUAAUAAGCAGUAUCAGGAGGACAUUCUUACAAGUGACUGCCCCGAUUCUUGUAGCAGGAGAUCAGAGGAGAAUCUUAUAUCUUCAGAUUAUAAAGCAGAUGAUGAUAUCACACAAGAUACAUAUGAAGAACAUUCCAUUAUCCCAGAUACACCCUCAGCCCUUCACAGCCAAGAUCUCUCAUCUCAUCCUUAUAUACAGGUCCUGUCUUCUCAGUCAUCACAGGAUGUUCAGCAAAAUAGAAGUUACAUAAGGGGUGUUGGACAUGAAAGAGAUCAUACAGGAAAGAAACCAUUUUCAUGCUCAGAAUGUGGGAAAUGUUUUACCAAGAAAUCAGAUCUUGUUAAACAUCAAAGAAGUCACACAGGGGAAAAGCCAUUCUCAUGCUCAGAAUGUGGGAAAUGUUUUAGUCUUCAAUCAAAUCUUGUUCAACAUAAAAGAACUCACACAGGGGAAAAGCCAUUUUCAUGUUUGGAAUGUGGAAAAUGUUUUGCUGAGAAAUCACAUCUUGUUCAACAUAAAAGAACUCACACAGGGGAAAAGCCAUUUGCUUGCUCAGAAUGUGGGAAAUGUUUUACUGAGAAAUCAAGUGUUGUUAAACAUAAAAGAACUCACACAGGGGAGAAGCCAUUUUCAUGCUCAGAAUGUGGUAAAUGUUUUACUGAGAAAUCAAGUCUUGUUAAACAUCAAAGAACUCACACUGGGGAGAAGCCAUUUUCAUGCUCAGAAUGUGAGAAAUGUUUUACUGAGAAAGCAAGUCUUGUUAUACAUCAAAGAACUCACACAGGAGAGAAUCCAUUUUCAUGUUCAGAAUGUGGGAAAUGUUUUAAUUUUAAAUCAAGACUUGUAAAACAUCAAAGAACUCACACCGGAGAGAAGCCAUUUUCAUGCUCAGAAUGUGGGAAAUUUUUUACUGAGAAAUCGAGUCUUGUUAAACAUAAAAGAACGCACACAGGGGAAAAACCAUUUUCAUGCUCAGAAUGUGGAAAAUGUUUUGCUGAGAAAUCAAGUCUUGUUAAACAUCAAAGAACUCACACAGGAGUGAAGCCAUUUUUAUGCUCAGAAUGUGGGAAAUGUUUCACUGAGAAAUCCAAUCUCGCUAAACAUCAAAGAAAAUAUUUUCAUGUUCAGAAUGAAGCAAUCAAGACUAGUUAAACAUCUAAAUACUCACACAGGAGAGAAGCCAUUUUCAUGUUCAGAAUAUAGGAAAUGUUUUAAUGAGAAAUCAACACUUAAAAGACAUCUAAGAAUUCACACAGGAGAGAAGAUAUUUUAGAGCACUAAAUGAUGCAGAUAACACAUUUAUAUAUUAACCCCUUGCAGCAGAACGCCGUUUAUAAACGGCGCUGCGGCAAGGUUAUGAAUCGAGCUCAGGAGCUGAGCUCGUAUCAUACCCGCACGGUCCUGGCUGCUAUCAGCAGCCAGAACCCGUGGCUAAUGCCGGACAUCGCCAUUCGGGCAGAUGAUCGGCAUAAACUAUUUAGAGGCGGCGAUCAAAGUUGAUCGCCGCAUUUAAAGUGAAAGCUUCCCAGCAGCUCAGUCGAGCUGAUCUGGACUAUCGCGGUAAAAUCACGAUGUCCCGAUCAGCUAGAACGCACAAGGAGGAUGCCUACCUGCCUCCUCAGCGUCUGAUUGCCGAAAGACUGCUCCCUGCCUGAGAUCCAGGCAGGAGCAGUCAAGCAGCGAUAACACUGAUCAAUGCUAUGCUAUGGCAUAGCAUUGAUCAGUGCUGGCAAUCGGUAUAAUGCAUGUUAUAGUCCCCUAUAGGAGCUAUAACAUUGCAAAAAAAGUAAAUAAAGAUGAUUUAACCCCUUCCCUAAUAAAAGUAAGAAUCGCCCCCCUUUUCCCAUUUAAAAAAAAAAACUGUGUAAAUAAUAAUAAACAUAUGUGGUAUCGCAGCGUGCGUAAAUGUCCGAACUAUAAAAAUAUAUCAUUGAUUAAACCGCUCGGUCAAUGGCGUACGCACAAAAACAUUUCAGAUUCCAAAAUAGCGUAUUUUUGAUCACUUUUUAUAUCAUAAAAAAAUGAAUAAAAAGCGAUCAAAAAGUCAGAUCAAAACAAAAAUGAUACCGAAAAAUGAUCACGAGGCAAAAAAUAAGCCCUCAUACUGCCUCGUACGCCGAAAAAUAAAAAAGUUAUAGGGGUCAGAAGAUGAAAUUUUUUUACGUAUACAUUUUCGUGCAUAAAGUUAUGAUUUUUUCCAGAAGUGCGACAAAAUCAAACCUAUAUAAGUAGGGGAUCAUUUUAAUUGUAUGGACCUACAGGAUAAAGAGAAGGGGUCAUUUUUACCGAAAAAUUUACUGUGUAGAAACUUAAGCCUCCAAAGUUACAAAAUGGCUUUUUUUUGUCGCACAAUGAUUUUUAUUUUUGUUUUGCUGAAGAUUUUUGAGUAAAAUGACUGAUGUCAUUACAGAGUAGAAUUAAAUGCGCAAAAAAUAAGUCAUAUGGAUUUUUAGGUGCAGAAUUGAAAGGGUUAUGAUUUUUAAAAGGUGAGGAGGAAAAAACGAAAGUGCAAAAACGGAAAAACGCUCUGUCCUUAAGGGGUUAACCAUGUACAUAGGAUAUCUGACAUUUAUACAUAUAUACUGCAUCUCCAAACUUGUUAACAAUUGUUAAUAAAAGUUUUCUUUCUUAUACAGUGAUCCCUCAACAUACGAUGGUAAUUCGUUCCAAAUGAACCAUCGUUACUUGAAUCCAUCGUAUGUUGAGGGAUCUGUGCAAUAGUAAUAUAGAAACUUAUACUCAUGUGUCCCCGCCGCUCCGGACCGUCACCGCUGCCCUGGAUCGUCGUUCUCCAUCGCCGCCAUCACGUCCCCGGGGUGUCCCCGCUGCUCCGGACCAUCACCGGUGCCCUGGAUCGUAUCUUUCCAUUGCCGUCAUCACGUCACUGCGCUCGCCCCUCCUAUUGGAUGACGGGACGGCGUGCGCGGCGACGUGAUGACAACGAAGGAGAGCGACGGCCAUGCAGCGGAGCAUGAAGAGGAUGGUCCAGAGCGCCGGGGACAGGUGAGUGACACUGCGCUGCCGGAUAGCCGUUUAUGCGAUGGCCCCGACAUACAAAAGCAUCGUAUGUUGAAAUGAUUGUAUGUCGGGGCCAUCGCAGGUCGGAGGGUCACUGUAUUAUUUAUUAUUCUUGUAUUCAUCUAUGCACAUUGGACUUAUAAUAAAUGUAAUAUUGUCCCUGACGUUGUAUAUAGGGAAUGUAACGCGCCUUGACGUCCAUUUACGUCAUUUUUUAAAUCAGGUUUUAAAAUACAUUUUUCUAAAUCAGAAGCCGUUAAUAAUAUAUAUGCCGCAUGUUAUAUAUGGUAAAAUCUGAAGACAGGUUCCUAUUAAAUAAUUGUUUAGGUAAAGGGGUAUUUCUGUGCUCCAGCGUUCUUGAAUUUUGUUCAGAACACUGGGAGCCGGUGGCCGUGGUAGUGAUGUCAUAACCACGCCCCCUAGUGACAUCAUGCCACAUCCCCUCCAUUUAUGUCUAUAGAGAUGAAUAAAGGGGGCGUGGCUGGGAGGUCACCACCACUGCUGCACGGACACGGCGUAUGUUUAGAACAGCAGCAUAACCCCCGCAAUCAGACAUCUUAUCCUCUAUCCUUUGUUUAGUUAAAGGGGUUAUCCAGGAAAAAAAAAUAUAUAUAUAUAUCAACUGGCUCCAGAAAGUUAAACAGAUUUGUAAAUGACUUCUAUUAAAAAAUCUUAAUCCUUUCAGUACUUAUGAGCUGCUGAAGUUGAGUUGUUCUUUUCUGUCUAAGUCCUCUCUGAUGACACCU
Molecule: messenger RNA, 5448 nt
Organism: Hyla sarda
Lineage: Eukaryota; Metazoa; Chordata; Amphibia; Anura; Hylidae
Product: zinc finger protein 436-like
Exons: 7
Coding region: 809-2836 (675 amino acids)
Biological process (GO): regulation of transcription by RNA polymerase II
Molecular function (GO): DNA-binding transcription factor activity, RNA polymerase II-specific; RNA polymerase II cis-regulatory region sequence-specific DNA binding
Source: RefSeq, a predicted model, not a curated record